UCUAACAGUGUUACACACAGCGGAAGUAAACCAACAGGACCUUCUCCUUUGGAGUUGAAUAACUGGGAGGUGCCUCUGUUGUUGUAUCGCAGUUAUUUUCUUCACGUGUGUGUGAUCAACAAUGUCUUCAGCUGAAUCACUGAGAGAGUUUAUCACCGAGCGGCUGACUGCUGCUGCUGAAGACAUAUUUGUAGUUUUUCAGAGAACCAUCGUCCAGUAUGAGGAAGAGAUCGGCCGUCAGCGCAGAAUGCUGGAUAUGGCUUGGAAACCUCACAUAAACGUGCACAGAAUCGAGCUCCCACAACAACAUGUCUGUAAGGAGGAGGAGGAGGAGGGUCUCUCUGACCAGCAGCUCUGUAACCAGAAGAGGGGCUCCAGUCUGGACCAAGAGGACCCAGAGCCUCCACAGAUUAAAGAGGAACAGGAAGAGCUCUGCACCAGCCAGGAGUGGGAGGAGACUGGGGACUCUGAUCCAGAACUGAGGAAUGAACACCAGCUCAUUUCUCCAGACCCUCAUGUUGCUGAUAACCAAGAUCCAAAGACAGGCGAGCAUGGAGACUCAGAAUCAACUAGAAAAUCAAAACCAAAAAAAGAGAGAAAAGUUCACAAAAGAGGAAGUCAGAACACAAAACUGUCAGAGACUCACCGUGAUCCUCAACAAGGGGAAAAGUCUUUCAAAUGUGACCUAUGUGGGGAAGAUUUUGAGUACAAGUCAGAGUUACAGACACACCAGCGUGUCCACACAGGUAGAGAGACGCAUACCUGUAAGAGCUGUGGGAAAAUAUUCAGUUUCAAGUCAUUACUGACCGUUCAUACAAGAACACACACAGGAGAGAGGCCUUACUCCUGUAAGACAUGUGGGAAUCGCUUCAGAUUUAGCAGUACAUUGAGAGUUCACAUGAGGACUCACACAGGUGAGAAGCCUUACUCCUGCAGCACCUGUGGGGAAAGAUUUUCCCGGGUAUCACACUUGAGCAGGCACAUUCAAAUUCAUACAGGGGAGAAGCCGUUUACCUGCAAAAUAUGUGGCAAAUCUUUCAGGGAGAAAGGCAGCCUGACAGUUCACAUGAGGACACACACAGGGGAGAAACCAUACUCCUGUAACGUAUGUGGGAAACGCUUCAGAUUUAGCAAGACAUUAGCAGUCCACAUAAAAACUCACACAGGGGAGAAACCGUACUCCUGCAGCACCUGUGGGAAAAGGUUCAGUCAGAAUGCACACUUAAAGAGGCACCUUCUCAUUCACACAGGGGAAACGCCGUUUACCUGCACGACAUGCAGCAGAGCCUUCAGACAUAAAGGCAGCUUGACAGAACACAUGAGAACACACACAGGUGAGACGCCAUAUUCCUGCGACACCUGUGGGAAAGACUUUAAAUCUGCCUACACACGGAAUAUCCACUUGAGGACACACACAGGGGAGAAGCCUUUCUCUUGUAGCACCUGUGGAAAAAGAUUCCCCCGCAACUCAGAGUUAAACACACACCAUCGCAUUCACACAGGUGAGAAGCCAUUCACCUGCAAAACCUGUGGCAAAUCCUUCAGGUUUAAAGGUGUGUUGACAGAACACAUGAGAACACACACAGGCGAGAGACCUUACUCCUGCAGCUUCUGCGGUAAAAGAUUCCAGCGGGGUUCAGAUUUGAAUAUUCACCAUCGAAUUCAUACAGGUGAAAAGCCGUUUCCUUGCAAAACCUGUGACAGUUCUUUCAAAUCUAGUAGUGAACUGAGCAGACACAUUCGAAAAAUCCACACAGGAGAGAUGCCGCACUCCUGCAGCACCUGUGGGAAACGAUUCUUUGAGAAGGGGGACUUGAAUAAGCAUGUAAAAAGUCAUACAGGUAAAAGUCAUACUCCUGUGGUACCUGAGGGAAAUCAUCCGGUAUCAGGAGGUCUUUAGAUAAACACAUUCAAAUUCAUACAGAAUAAAAGGUGUUUAUUUAUAGAGCAUGUGGCAGGUGUCUCAGGGUGAGUGGUGAUUGACAGGUGAGACUUUACCUCUGAGAGAUCUGUUAUGUACCUGAGCUUGUAAGUCACAUGCAGGCAGGUAGCCGUGUGUAUGUAGAUAUGUGUGAGAUGAUUUGGUUCAAGUGAUGACUGCAUGUCUGUGAUGAAAUGAGUUUUAUACUGAGAUGAGGUUCACAUUGCUUUAAUGCAAUGAUGGAAUUUAAUGUCAACAAGUUUCUUCACUUUGUUCUUUGUGUCAUUUAUCAAUCAUGAAAAGUAUCACUCUGCAAGAGUCCUUACCUGACCUGUGUGAAACAUCACUGCUCAUUUAAACAGUUACAUGUUUUUCAUUGCUUCAUCUUGAUUCACAUUUUGUCACUAGAUGCAGAUCUGACAUUUACAACACAGACUGAAGACAUUGUACCGCAUUGUUCUGCAUAUGAAUCAGCCUGAACAGAAGUAAUAAACCUGCUGAAUCACAUUGAA
Messenger RNA from Notolabrus celidotus (New Zealand spotty), 2433 nucleotides. Its product is annotated as gastrula zinc finger protein XlCGF57.1-like. Lineage: Eukaryota; Metazoa; Chordata; Actinopteri; Labriformes; Labridae. The coding region runs from base 122 to 1900 and encodes 592 amino acids. Gene Ontology annotation, molecular function: DNA-binding transcription factor activity, RNA polymerase II-specific; RNA polymerase II cis-regulatory region sequence-specific DNA binding. Gene Ontology annotation, cellular component: nucleus. The transcript is spliced from 2 exons. The record is from RefSeq and is a predicted model, not a curated record. Gene Ontology annotation, biological process: regulation of transcription by RNA polymerase II.